Messenger RNA from Falco peregrinus (peregrine falcon), 2904 nucleotides. RefSeq names its product calumenin-like. NCBI's taxonomy places the organism in Eukaryota, Metazoa, Chordata, Aves, Falconiformes, Falconidae. The record is from RefSeq and is a predicted model, not a curated record. Gene Ontology annotation, molecular function: calcium ion binding. Gene Ontology annotation, cellular component: endoplasmic reticulum. Bases 623 to 1117 code for a protein of 164 amino acids. The transcript has 4 exons.
GGGAGGGAGCCUUUUUUUAGACCAGGCCUGGCUCUUGCUUAACUUGACCCCACAAGGAUUCAGCUACGUCCUCCUCUAUUGAUAUUUUUCUAUAGGCUGACAAACAAAGCUGACUUUGGUAUCCCAAAGCUUAUCUAUAGCUGUUGGCAUAGCUGUAUCUAGUGGCCAUAUGUGCCCAGAUAUUCCCACUGCGGCGGGCACUGCGUGAUGUUUUGCUGGCUUUGAAGCCGCCCCGGCAGCGGGGACCAAUAUCCCCUUACACAUUCUCCUCCAGAAAUAGCUUGGGCUGAGCCUUCGGGCCCGCGCCAGCCAAAAAACCCCUGAUCCCUGACUCCUGGGGGCAUCUUCUCUGGGAACAGUGAUAUCCCACGGCCACUGGCAGCUCCUCCUCUUCCUCCUGGCAGAAUCGGUGCGGGAGAGGCACGAUGGCCACAGAUACCUAAAAUUCAGGCUGCUGUGGUGAAGUGUUGGGAGGUUGAGGUUGGGUUGAAGAGGUUGAGGUUGGGCUGGGUUGGUGGUGACCAUGGGGCAUCUCCCCCCCGGCCCGAGCUGACCCGGGGCGCUGCCUCUUUUUUUCUGCCCAGAUGACCCGGACCCCGACGACGGGUUUAAUUAUAAGCAAAUGAUGGUGCGAGAUGAACGGCGCUUCAAGAUGGCUGACAAGGAUGGAGACUUGACUGCCACCAAGGAAGAGUUCACCGCCUUUCUGCACCCCGAAGAGUACGAUUACAUGAAAGAUAUAGUUGUGCAGGAAACCAUGGAGGACAUCGACAAGAAUGGGGACGGCUUCAUUGACUUGGAGGAGUACAUAGGUGACAUGUACAGCCACGAUGGGGACGCUGAUGAGCCCGAGUGGGUGAAGACAGAGAGGGAACAGUUUGUGGAGUUCAGAGACAAGAACCGCGAUGGCAGGAUGGACAAGGAGGAAACCAAAGAUUGGAUCCUCCCUUCGGAUUAUGACCACGCUGAGGCAGAAGCACGGCACCUCGUCUACGAAUCCGACCAGAACAAGGAUGGCAAGCUGACCAAAGAGGAGAUUGUGGAGAAGUAUGACUUGUUUGUGGGGAGUCAGGCCACAGACUUCGGGGAGGCCUUGGUGCGACACGAUGAAUUUUAAGAGCUGUACAGAGAAAGCUGUUUCUUAAAUAAUUUAUUUUUUACAGUUUCUGGGAUUAUCGUAAGAAACAUUUUUCGCUACUGAGACUGUUAUUUCAGGCGAUGAGGUGAAACAAAACAAAAUAUCUCUUCCCGUCCUUUUUUUUUCCCCUCCUCUUCCUUCUUCCCAAAGGGAUGGGGACUCGCUGGUCUGAAAACCAACUCUUUUAUUACAGCACUUUGUGGGUUGUUUUGGUUGGAGUUUUUUUUCAGAUUUUCACAUUUUCACAUUUUAUGGUCUUAACGAGUUCUGGUUUAUUUUUGUAUUUGUUUUGGUUCCACAUGAAGUGAAGAAACACGUAUCCUGACAAGGGUAGAGCAACGGCAACGGUUCCCCCCUUGCCCUGCCUCACUCUCUCCCCCUUGAUUUGUUGGUAUGUGCUCAGCUCUGCUCUUUUAAAAUUAAAUUUUUUUAAAAAAAAACCAACAAAAAACCCCCACCACCCUAGAACAAGCCAGAGAACAAUAGGGCCAAAAGGAAAAAUAAAACCAGAGGUGAGUCAUGCUUGUUUUAGACCGGGCUUUGCAAAUCCAAACACGGUUCAUCUGUCCCGUGGGGAGCUGUGCUCUCAGCUCCGCGCCUCUGGCAGGAUUUGCAGGCAGCCCUUGCCUGCGAGCUGCCCGUGCUUCUCCCGGCUCUCCGGGAAGAGCUGGACUUGCAAAAACCCCCUAAAACGGCAGCAAAGCCUGGCCCGUCCUCCUGCCGCGUCGCCUCCCGGUCAGGCGAGCGCUGCAGUGCUCCUUAUCCAGAAACGGGCGCGGGUGCUCCCUCCGCCAGCCCAAUUAAUGAGCCUGUUAAUUCACCAGAGCCACACCGGUGCAGUGAAACUGAUGGCAACGCGAGCCGAUAUAGUUUCCCUCUCUGUCAAAACUGCUUUCACGCUUCUGCAGCCCUGGGGCCUCGCUCAAAGUGCCUUUUAUCACCCCAAAAAUGCCACGAAGGAGGAAUGGCGAGGCCAGCGCCUGGCUGGGCACGGGGGGAUGCUCGCUGUGCUCCCGUCGCACCCGUAGCAUGUCAUUGUUCUUUCUGGAUUUAUUACUAAUAAUUAUAUUUUUUUAGUUUUUUUGGUCUUUUUAACCGUGCAUUCGCUGCUUCGCCCAGGGACCUCUCGAUUCCCUCUCACAGCCCGCUCACCUCGUCCCUGCACGCUCGGCCAACCCGCAGCAACGUGGAUCCUGCUCUGGCGGCAUCAGGCAGAGGUUGGUGCCAGCCACGCGCACCGAGGUGGGAAAAACACCCCGGCUUCUCCCUAAAAUCGGUCUCCAAGGGUUAAAAGCGCGGACUAUAACGUAUAUAUACUCCUCGUAUUUCAUGUACCUCUCAUAAAGUAAUGCUUUUGAUAUAACUCAAUGGGUAAUUGGAUAAUCCCAUGCCAGACCCGUGCAGUGAAUGCGCCUUUGGCGCUCGCAGACUGCGCCGAAGGGGAGCACUGGGGAAGAGUCACCGACGUCCCCAGCUCCUUCCCCCCAACACCAAAGCCCUCGGCAGCUUCGGCACGCUCUGCUUUCUCCACCCAGAAGGACUCGGAGCUCGUGGCUCCUUGGCGUUAACAGCUUCAGACACUAAUUUUGGUUCCCGGCGCAGGGUUCGCCCCGCGUUCCCCCCCUCUCCCCGCCCCACCGUGUUUAUUCCUCCAGUAUUUCUCCUCUCGGGAUGAUUUAAUUUUUAUCAAUCUGGUGUAAACGGCGCUUGGCGGCCGUGCCGGAGGAUUCUGUGGCUCAAUAAACCUGUUUACAUUCACCCCAUAA